AUGGAACAAGAAUCAAGCAUUCUCCCUCGAGUUAAGGUCAUCGACACUGAAAAGUCUGAUGGCUAUGACACAAGAGCCGAUGUUUGGUCUCUGGGAGUUACGGGGAUCGAGCUUUGGGAAGCUGAACCACCACUGGCUGGAGUUCCGCCAAUGAAAGCCUUCUCCAUGAUUACUCAUGGACCACAUCCUCUUUCCCUCUACCCCUCGAAACCCCCACCGGAUAUUGAUGUAUCGCCGGACGAUGUGCUUAUUCCAGUCACUGAUCAGAUGCCUGCGGAGAUGUAUGAUUUUCUGACUAAAUGCUUGGAUAAAGACAAGUCUCGUCGACCUUCUUCCGCGGAAUUGCUUCAGCAUCGAUUUUUGGCGGGAGUGCCUCACUACCUUCAAAAAUUAUCUGCAAUGUUAACUGAUUUCCACAAAGCCCAAGAUGCUCAUCUUGAGGUCCCUUAA
Molecule: messenger RNA, 450 nt
Organism: Rodentolepis nana
Lineage: Eukaryota; Metazoa; Platyhelminthes; Cestoda; Cyclophyllidea; Hymenolepididae
Source: the annotation of a GenBank genome assembly